UUAAUUUAUUUACUAUACUUAUAUACUUCUACUACAAUUAUUCAAUUAAAAGUUGACUACUGUGUGAAAUUGUAAAACAAAAAUGGGCCCUAUUAUUAUUAUUAAAUAACAAACUUCACCACAACCAGUAUGACACCACCAUCCACACACAGUAACAAACCAGAUACUGCAGAUACCAACCCCAACAUACCACACAAUAUACCUCGCCCCAUAUAAUAUCAUAAUACCAAAACACACCCCACUCCAUACCCUAAAUCUCUUGUCUGCAGUGAGAAGUAUAAAAUACAGUGACCACAAUAUUAUUUUCUUCUGUGUCCCCAUCUAGCUCUGAUUCUAUGAGUGAAAUAAUACUUAUGAAAAAGAUUUGACAUGAAACGUUCAUUCUUAUUUUAUUCUGAUUUGAUUCUAUACUCGAAGACAGGCACACACAAAACAUACUUGAAUGACAAUCUAGAAAGCACUCUUUUCUUAUCAACAACCUAGACUGACUCCAACACCCCAGCAAGAGAAUAAGAGUACAUACACCUUCACUUUGUCACAACAAAACAAAGACUACAUCGCAGCUCAACAACCUAAAUGAGAUUGACCAUCUUGUAACUCACAGCAGCAACAAUCCAACUCAGAAACAUCACUGUCUUUCAUAUCAGGUCACUAUCACUACUCUAUUCUUUAUUUAUAUAUCUAUGCAAAUAUUUUUCUAUACUAAAUACUCUCACAACCAACAGUACUCUACAUUAACUUUGUAACACUCUACUAUAUAGUUGAGGCAAAAUAAUUGUUAGAUUCCUGAGUGCUAUUGUCAUGUCAAGCAAUUUUAAAAUGAAAGGAGGAGUAGAUGUAUUUCUUCAAAAAGCUGGAAUGAUCAAAUACUCGGAAAUGUUUCACAUCAAAGGGUACGAUUUGGAAUCAGACAUUCCAUUCCUCACAGCUUAUGACUUAGAAGAACAUCUGAUGAUAUCUAAUGUGAAUGACAGAUUAGCUAUUUUAGCUCAAGCCAAACUGUAUCGACCAAGCCCUAAAAAAGAAGUUUAUGAUUGGCUUAAAAGAAACCACCUUAAAGGGUACUACAUUGAGUUUGUUCGUAGUGAACUGACUGACCUGAAAAAAGUCUCGCAGCUCUCUCUGCCUGAUGAGAAUAUUUAUGACAUGCUAGAAGUUGCUUUACCUGGACACAGGAAGCGAUUAGAAAGAGCAGUUGAAAAGUUGCGGCUAGAGCUGCAGUACAAAUCUCUGGGUGUUGAGACGCCUGUCAUCUGUGGCAGAUGGGGAAAGCCCUUGUGUCUACCUCAGGCCAAGUUUGAUUUCCUCUGUGUGAAGGCAUUUUUGUUUUCACAGAGAGAGCCACACAAUAAAGCUGCUAUUGAUUUCAUGGUGGACUCUGGCAGUGAUGUGUGUACUGUACAAGAGGAGACUCUCAAGUCUUUGAACCUUGACCUGCUGGGGCCAGUGUAUAGCUGUGGUAUACAUGGUGGCAACCAUACAUAUCUUUACAAAGGUCGCUUGCUGAUAGGGGAUCAGGAAAUGGAUAUAGAGGUAAUUGGUAGUAAUUAUGAUUCCGUCGGCAGUAGAGUGCUGCGUCACUUCCGCCACGUCAUAGAUGGUCAUCGUCACAUCUGGCUUAAGGGCACCUACAGAGAACCCUCUCCUCCACACAUGCCCCUCCCCCCACCUGCACAGUCUGUCAGUGGCGGUGGCUUGCCUUUAUCAGGACCCAACCGUAAAGCUAUAGCAGGCUCACCUGAUGAACUUUCAGAGAGCAAAAAGAGGAAGUUGUCUGAAGUUUCUCCAGCUUCUCGGGCCACAGAACCUCCAGUCAAAUUACAACACUCAGGAAACAUACAGACCAAGCUGCAUGGUGUACAUUUAAACAAUGUCCUUGACCACAGAGAAAGCUCUGCUAUACAGGAGAUUGGUGGUAUAGGGUCAGGUGCUACACACUUCAGUGGUAACUUUGUACAGAGGAUUGCUUGUAAUACAAGUCCACAAGGAAAUGACCAUUUAAGUUCUGAUACAACAUGUGUAUCUGAUGUUGAAAUGCCAGCUCAUGAAGACAGGACUUUACAGGUCACAGGUAACCCAUUGUUACAAGAAUCUAAUUCAUUGUCUGGUGUGCCACAACAGGCCAACCCGCCUGAACCUCUGGUCACGUUUGUACUGAAGGACACAGACGACGACAUCGACAAUAUGGACACACAGGUAGACAACCAGUCUGACAACACCCCCAUGUUCAUCUGGUCAGAAACUGUGACCAAGAGACACCCCACACCUAGUUCAGUGAACAACCUUAAUCCCAAGACAGACUCCGAUCCUUACUGUGUUGUACAUGUGGAGAUAGAAUCCAACCUUGGGUCUGGCGCUACAGGUGAUAUAGAUGUAGAUGUAGGCUGUGUGGAUGACAGUGUGUUUCAUGUGAUGGACACCAACAUGGUGCCAGCACACAGCAAUGUUGUUGUCAUAACAUUUGAUGAGUUAGAAACUCAUGAGAAUGGUAAACAUAAAUGAUAGGAUUACUUCCCCUACAGUCACCAGCAUUGGUAGUUUUAUUUCACUCACAGAACUGAGAUUGUAUAUUUAGAUUGCUGUGAAGCUAUAAUUUGUAUAAUGCACAGCAUAUGUACUUUAAUUUUGCAUUUAUUUUCUUUUUUUUUUCUUUUACUGAAGAAUACUUUAUUUACAUGAGUUUUUUUAAUUUAAAAAAAAAUUCUUUUUAUACUUUCAAGCUUACACUAUUUCUUUAUUUGUAAUUAUCUGUAUUUUAUCUUGCUUUAUUGUAGACAGUUUUAAACCAUUGUGUCUCAUAUCAUUUUUUAACACAGAGGAACUGUGUAAUGAAUUCAGAUUGUUACUGUGCAAGGGAUCAUCUAUUUAGGGCAUCUAUUCAGAUAGUGCUGUAAAGGGGGAAACUAACUUGAAUGGCUUCGGCCAAGUGUUAAAUUUAUAUCCAUUUGUUUAUUAGCUAUUAAAACAAAACGUAAUUUAUUCUGCAUACAAAAUUUUAACAAACAAACUUGUGAUUGAUUUAAGUACAUCAUAAGUGGGAUCCACCAGUAUACAUGAGUAUAGAGUAAAAUGUUGGUAAAAUGGUACACA
Physella acuta is the source of this 3090-nucleotide messenger RNA. RefSeq lists its product as uncharacterized. The record is from RefSeq and is a predicted model, not a curated record. Lineage: Eukaryota; Metazoa; Mollusca; Gastropoda; Physidae. Gene Ontology annotation, molecular function: protein binding.